CGUUACCUGGAGCUUAAACCCCUGCACGAGGGUAUCGGAGGACUGACAAUGGCCAAGAACAAACUAAGAGGACAGAAGUCCAGGAAUGUAUUCCACAUAGCCAGCCAAAAAGGCUUUAAGGUUAAAAAUAAAGCAAAACCAGUUACCACUAAUCUGAAGAAGAUAAACAUCAUGAAUGAUGAAAAAGUUAACAGCGUGAAUAAAGCUUUUGUAGAUAUGCAAAAGGUACUUGUACAGUUCGUAAAAGGCCUUUCCCUUGAACCUCUGCAGAAACAGCUGAUUCCUCAGCAGUGUCAUGAAAACGAACCAGUUAAUGUUGAUGAAGCUACAAGAUUAAUGGCUCAGUUGUAAUACACUGGUGAUGCAUCAAAUUCUCCAAAAAGACCAAUAAAUUAAAUGUUUUAUACAA
Lagenorhynchus albirostris (white-beaked dolphin) is the source of this 409-nucleotide messenger RNA. Its product is annotated as ribosomal biogenesis factor-like. The record is from RefSeq and is a predicted model, not a curated record. Lineage: Eukaryota; Metazoa; Chordata; Mammalia; Artiodactyla; Delphinidae. Gene Ontology annotation, cellular component: nucleolus. Gene Ontology annotation, biological process: ribosome biogenesis. The transcript has a single exon. Bases 49 to 351 code for a protein of 100 amino acids.